GCAAGGAACUCCGGGUCCUCUGUAGAGUACAUUUGUUUACAUUUAUAUAAAAGACGAUUGUGCCUCAAUUCCUAUGUCAUUCCCGACGAAGACGCUCGAGUACCUUCAUUGUGGACAAAAGAUGCCCCUUGAUAGCGACUCAAACUGCAGCGCUACAACUGCUAUGUUAAGAAUGAGCAAAGAUGUGACGAUUAUCAAACACAAGGUUAAACGACGGGACAUCUUAGAAUUCAUCCUCAUCGCCAUCAUCCUGAUGCUCUUGACAGCAUUGGUGGUAACCUUGGUGGUUCUUGGCCAGACCUCGCGAACCAUCGAAGACCAUGAUACCAUGCCGUGCCAGCUUGAACAACGCAGCUUCGCAAAGGACGAAUACAUCCGGAGCCCAAUCCACGCCUUCACAGAACUGAAAGUGGAGGAAGUGAAAGCGGUCAUAGACUACCUCAUGAAACAGAAAUCUCUGGGUCUUUCCACUUUGGAAACGGCCGAAAUCAACUCCAACUUCAUCCACAGCGUUGAGUUGAAGCUAGCCCCAAAGCAGGAAGUGCUGGAGAAUCUCGACAAUGGAGGACCUCUUCCUGUCCGUCAGGCUAAAGUCUACAUCUUCAUGGGCAAUGCGACUCCACCUAUGGUGCAAGAAUACAUUGUAGGCAAUCUGCCGGACAUUUCCUUCCACCAGUUGGCUGAAAACCGUGCAAGAAAGACUCAGGUUCCCUACACCAUGAGACCAUUCUCUCUUUAUGAGUUUAAAGGGAUAUAUAGGUACAUUCUUCCUCCAGUGGCUCGCAGAGCCAAUAAACUGUUAAAUGAUAGCUAUGGUGCCACGCUAUUGGACUGCACGGAUAAAUGUCUACGAUUUUCCAUGACACCAGUUUCAAGUGCGUUCAUUGGGGAAGGCGAGAGGAAGGCAUGGUUCUGGCUGGCGUACGACAAAGAGUUCUUCACUCUGCUGCCACUGGACUUCCAAUUCCUGGUCGACAUGACGGACGUUCAUCCAAACAAUUGGACAAUUCAACAAGUUUGGUACGCUAAUACGUUAUUUCCUUCCCUCGAAGAUUUGUUACAUAAAUAUGAACAUAAUCAAAUAAACAUUACUAAGGUGCCGUACCCAAGUAGUGAUGAAAAAGACUUAUACAGUUCCCUUUAUCUACGGGGACCAACCUUUCCGCGCGAAGACCUACACAUGCCUCGUCACUUCCAACCGAAUGGUCCCAGGUAUAAGGUCAAGGGCAAUCAGCUGGACUAUAUGAUGUGGCGGAUGAAUUUCAGAAUGUCACCGACCGUUGGAAUACAGUUAUUUGACAUACGAUACCAAGGAGAGAGAAUCCUAUACGAACUCAGUAUGCAGGAAAUUGCUGUGUUGUAUUCUGGGCAUAGUCCGGCUUCCAGCAUGCUUUAUUUUGCGGACAGUGCUGGUUUGUACGGAACAAGAUCUCGUGGUUUACUUCCUGGAAUUGAUUGUCCCGAUUACGCUACGUUUCAAGACAUUGAGUUGUUCACUUCCAAUGAAGGUGGUAUGCGGAAAUUCGAAAACGCUUUGUGCAUUUUUGAACAGAACACACAGCUACCUCUGAGACGUCACCGCGCCUACAGCCGAUCAGGCGCCUUCUACAACGGCCUUUUAGACACGGUACUCGUCAUUCGUAUCGUCAUCUCCGUCAUUAACUACGACUACGUCUACGACUUCACCUUCCACAACAACGGCGCAGUACACGUAAGAGUCGUCUCCACUGGCUACCUCACCACGAGUUUCUUCUCUCCGGAAGAAGCGCGUUAUGGAACCCGCGUCAACGACAAUGUCGUCGCCGGCAUGCAUCAUCAUCUUUUUAACUUCAAAGCGGACGUGGACGUGAAAGGUGUGAGGAACAGACAUCAGACUUUCAACAUCGAGAUGGAAAACAAGACCAAUGACUGGUCAGACGGCGGCAACAGCAAACACACACAAUUAUUUUUCAGCAAACACAUAAAACAGACAGAAAAAGACGCUACAUUUAUAUAUGACUUUGAAAAGCCCCAGUAUCUUCUGUUUUCCAACGCCGACAAAACUGAUAAGUAUGGAAACCUGAACAGUUACCGGCUGCUGCUGCAUGGGAUGACGAAACAAAACCUUCCGUCGUGGGAUGGGUUCGAGAGUUCGGUCACAUGGUCGCGCUACCAGAUGGCGGUUACGAAGCACCACGAUGAAGAAGAAACGAGUAGUUCCAUGUUUGCCAUGUGGGAUGCAAGAGACCCUGUUGUCAACUUCCAGAACUACAUCGACGACGAUGAGAACAUCGUGGAUGAGGAUCUUGUUGCCUGGGUAACCCUCGGAACCUACCAUAUACCCCAGACAGAGAAUGUCCCAAAUACUGCAACUACCGGAGGCCAUCUGUCUUUCCUGCUUGCACCGUUCAACUAUUUUAAAGAGGACCCCUCAAUGGGAUCACGUGACGCCGUUCGGGUUACGCCAUUGGACAAAAAAAAUCCAUAUUCAGGUGCAGUGGUAGAACGGUACGGAUUGAAAGGAACUUCAAAAUGUUCACCACCGGAACUUCUACCUGAUGAACUUUUGCAGAAAAAUAGUUCUUCCCUGUUUGCCUGAAUCGCUUAAUCAGAAAACAUUUCCACAUUUCAAUGCAAACCUAAGAAACGUCACAUCCUAAUACGUAGGUACAAGGACGACAUUGUCUUUGUAAACGUGACCACUCCAAGCACUUCGAAUCGCAUUCAUGUCUUCUCCUUUGACUAAUUGUAAUUACCCGAUUCUCUAUCCGCCCAUGCCGUUCAUUCGGUUGCAUUCGAUUGGCUUCAGAAGUUGAGUGUUACGGUGUAUCCCUAGAAGGUAAAAUCUACAACCGCAAACUAAACGCUUCAAGCCACCAUCAUCUUGUUUCAUUUUGGUUCGGCGGAGUAGCCUUGUGGUUUAAGCGUUCACUCGUCACGCCGAAGG
Molecule: messenger RNA, 2926 nt
Organism: Haliotis rubra (blacklip abalone)
Lineage: Eukaryota; Metazoa; Mollusca; Gastropoda; Lepetellida; Haliotidae
Product: putative amine oxidase [copper-containing]
Exons: 3
Coding region: 74-2578 (834 amino acids)
Biological process (GO): amine metabolic process
Cellular component (GO): plasma membrane
Molecular function (GO): primary methylamine oxidase activity; copper ion binding; quinone binding
Source: RefSeq, a predicted model, not a curated record